GGUUCCUUCCCUGGGGAGAGUACAGUGAGGGAGAAGGCUGGGUAGCAGUGAGAGGUGGAAGCUAGUGCUUAGCAAACUGUCGAAGAGCCCUAGCAGCCACCCAGCACCGCUGUGAUGGGAGCUGUCUGAGGGGACUUGUUACUGCAGCAGCUCACGGCGCUGUCUGUAUUCAAAAAGUUGACGAAUAAUUGGAGUGUGGGCAUAGGAGCAGGUGUGUUAUGUCCUAAACUAUGGCUCUUCAAGUUGUUCAGGGUUUUCUUUCACAAAUGUUAUGACAAGGUCAUGAUAGUCAUGUUCAGUUCACUACGUUUAAUUAAUUCUAUUUAGUUGGCUUUGUUUUAGUGAAAUGAUAAUGCAAGUUACCACACUGGGAUACAUAAAAACGGGCUUCCAAGAAAACUGCAGCACAGUUCAUUAGAAAUGAUAACAUCAUCUGAACCUGAAAAUAGAAAAUGAUCCCAAAUUCGAAUAGUAUUGCCUACAGCUCAUCAUGCUCGAAAAGCCUAGAAUAAGAAAAUGUAGUGAGGGCAAACCGAUGCUGAUAUUCUCUGGUACAAGCAUUAGAGACAGAAAAUUACAGCAGUGUGUGUAUGUGUAUAGCACGUCGACCUGGGUUGCUGGAGGAGAUUAUUCAUAACUUGGACUACUGUGAUAUCCUGGUCUUGGGGGAGGAGCUGAGGCCGGAGCAGGAAUCUCUCCAACUGCAGCGCAGCGCUCUACUUGGAAAACACCUGGACGCCACUAACUCUACCUCUGGCAUGUCAAUAUAUGGUGUGGACUCCAUGUCCAACUACGAACAAGUAAUCCGACAGGUGCGUUACUAUAACUGGCAGCCCGGACAGCUAACAGAGAGAAGGUUUCGCCUCACGUGCUCGGAGCUCAACGGACGCUACACCAGCAACGAGUUCAACCUAGAGGUGAGCGUGCUGCACAGUUCGGAAGCAGGGGAGCAUGUCAAUCACAUGAUAGCCCCGCCUCAGUACAUGCAGGUGGUCCACCAUCCAUCUAUGAUUCAUGACCUGUACCCCAGCCAUAGCUCAGCCAUGCCAAGUGCCGCCACCGUGGUAAUUGUGAUGUGUAUCGCUGCUCUGGUGGUGGUUGUGGUGCUGGGCAUCUAUCGCAUCCACUUGACCCACCAACAGGAGGUCAAGCUGGCAGAGACGGCGAAGGAGGCGGACAUGACCUGGGAUGACUCUGCUCUGACGAUCACGGUCAACCCAAUGGAGAACCUGGAGGAGCCCCAGGCUGCAGAGGAGGAGGCUAGUGAGGAUGAGGAGGAGGAAGACGAAGAAGAAGAUGAGGAGGAGGAGGAAGAUGAAGAGGAGGAGGAUGACAUCACCAGUGCUGAGUCAGACGACAGUGAGGAGGAAGUGGACGUCCAGCUACCCAGGAUGCAUCGUCCGAGCAAGAGGGGCCAAAACUGGGACAAAACAACGAUAUCGUAUUGAGACACACAUUCACGCUCACUCACAUGCAUACACACUCUGCAACAUGUCCAUUGUGAAACCUCAAAUCAGAUGGUUGAUACAAAGAGACUUUAUAUGAUGUUGAUGCUCUAAAAAUGAGGUUAUAUCGCCCCCUACUGGAAGACACCACUGAAAUGCACACAGUGCAAUGAUUUAGCCUUAUCAGAAAAACUCCCAUUUUAUACAGCCGGUAAAAAUU
Plectropomus leopardus (leopard coralgrouper) is the source of this 1665-nucleotide messenger RNA. Lineage: Eukaryota; Metazoa; Chordata; Actinopteri; Perciformes; Serranidae. The record is from RefSeq and is a predicted model, not a curated record.